Acanthamoeba castellanii str. Neff is the source of this 555-nucleotide messenger RNA. RefSeq lists its product as uncharacterized. Bases 1 to 555 code for a protein of 184 amino acids. The transcript is spliced from 4 exons. Lineage: Eukaryota; Discosea; Longamoebia; Acanthamoebidae. The record is from RefSeq and is a predicted model, not a curated record.
AUGAGCUGUACCUGUUUCGUCCCACCUGUCGAUGGCCCCAAGUGGACGUGCCUGGCAGAGAUCGACGCGGUGGCCCACAACAACUGCCUGGUCUACUCGGCCGGCAUCGAUGGCGACCUCAGCUUUGACAUCGCCAUCGACCGCUACAACAUCACAGCCCAUUACGGCUUCAACUUCGACGACCUCGACCGGGUCAUGAAGGUGCUGGGCCACGAGGGGCGCUACCUAGCCGCCCUCAAGCUCGACAUCGAGACCGCUGAGUUUGGCUUGGUUGAGAAGAUGGCGCAGAACAAGGGAGUGCGCUGGAGCGACAGGGUGGGCCAGAUCCUGAUGGAGGUCCACUGGGUCAACGACCGCGGGCUGAUCGUGCCCGUGGUGCAGGCCCUCGAGGACCAGGGCUUCCGCAUCUUCUCCAACGAGGCCAACGGCCUUGGCGUGACCGAGGUACGCUUUCCUCCCCACCACCCUUCCUCUUCCUCUUCCUCUUCUUCUCCUUCUUCACUCACACAACACACACAACACGACACAACAACAAUCAUCAGUGCGGGUGGGUGA